Molecule: messenger RNA, 2450 nt
Organism: Mirounga angustirostris (Northern elephant seal)
Lineage: Eukaryota; Metazoa; Chordata; Mammalia; Carnivora; Phocidae
Product: TBC1 domain family member 22A-like
Exons: 12
Coding region: 99-833 (244 amino acids)
Source: RefSeq, a predicted model, not a curated record
CCGCUGAGGGGCCGCUCGGGGUGCAGGAAAGGGCCGCCGGGCCUGGCCGGCCGCACUCGAGCUGUCGGGGCCGCGGGCCUGAGGGAGGAGGAGGGGCCAUGGCCGGCGACGGGGCCCGGAAGCAGUUCUGGAGGCGCAGCAACGGCGAAGUCCCGGGCAGCAUCCAGCAUGUGUACGGCGCCCAGCACCCCCCCUUCGACCCACUGUUACACGGCACCUUGCUCAAGGGCGCGCCCAAGGCGCCCGCCACACCCGUGAAGGCCAAGAGCAUCAGCACCUUCCCGGAGUUUGAGAGCAACACCAGCGACGCCUGGGAUGCCGGCGAGGACGAUGACGGGCUCCUGGCCGUGGCAGCCGAGAGCCUGAACACCGACGUGGUCAUGGAGACGGCCCACCGCGUCCUGCGCAACCACAGCCAGCGGCAGGAGCGCCGCAAGCCGCAGGAGGCGCCGGGCCCCGAGCAGGAGCCACAGCCUUCGGCAGAGCCUCCUUCGGUCCCGAGCGGUGACCUCCGGCUGGUGAAGUCCGUCAGCGAGAGCCACACAUCCUGUCCUGCAGACAGCGCCGGCGACACUGCUCCUCUGCAGCGGUCCCAGUCUCUCCCGCACUCGGUGGCGGCCGCCGUGGGUGGCACGUCUGACCCCAGCGCCCUCAGCAGCUCAGCGUUAAGUGAACGAGAGGCCUCCCGGCUCGACAAGUUCAAGCAGCUCCUUGCUGGCCCGAACACAGACCUCGAGGAAUUACGGAAGUUGAGCUGGUCCGGAAUCCCUAAGCCGGUUCGUCCAAUGACCUGGAAGCUGCUCUCAGGUUACCUUCCUGCCAAUGUGGACUGAAGACCAGCCACUCUCCAGAGAAAACAGAAAGAAUAUUUUGCUUUUAUUGAGCACUGUUACGACUCUCGGAAUGAUGAUGUUCACCAGGACACCUACAGGCAGAUCCAUAUAGACAUCCCUCGAAUGAGUCCAGAAGCAUUAAUACUUCAACCCAAAGUGACAGAGAUUUUUGAAAGGAUAUUGUUUAUAUGGGCGAUACGUCACCCUGUCAGUGGAUAUGUUCAGGGGAUUAAUGACCUUGUCACUCCUUUCUUUGUAGUCUUCAUGUGCGAACACAUAGGAGCAGGAUCUGUGGACUCCAGGGGUGAUGUGAGAAACCUCAGAAGCCUCCCUUGUCCGUGUUUCCCUCUUCUGUCCCGGUGCUCCAUUCCUUCCUAAGGCCUUGUCACCCGGACCAGAGCAGUGAAUCUGGAACCUCUUCCAAAUGGAGACCCGGAGGCUGCAACAAGGAGGGUCUUGGCCUUGGUCCCCAGACUAGUGGGGUAGGUGGGGGACAGGUGCACCAGGCACGCAGGCCUCCCCACCGAGAGGGCCAGCCAGGUGUGUCAUGCCCAGGUGUGCACAGACGACCUGCCCACAGCUCCUGUACCAUGAUCCAGCCCUGCGGCAGAUGUGCACGAGACCCAUGGCUCCACACCUGACCGGUCCCCCGCGUUCCCUCACCACCUCGGAGACAAGGGCUCCGACGGCAACCCCGUGUGUAGGGCCUGGCCUCGUGGCACGCAGGGUCCCCAGCAGACACCUGAGGUUCGGAGAGGGGACGUGCCAGGCCCGAGACACACAGCCCGCAGGGCCCACUCAGGUUCACGGUGGGGCUGAUCUGUGGAUCAACGAGGGACAAUUCACAACACAGAAACUGCAAAACUCUUCCUGUCCAUGUCCCGAAGUGCAACAGAAUAUCCAAAUUGGUUCGGAGCUCCAAGCAGUCACCUGGGGACCCUCGGACAUCCUCUUUCCUGUUGCAAGGACAAUGCCAUCAUACCCACGAGCUUGAGGAGGAAAGUGUGGAGGAGGGUCUCGCCUCACCCUGGACCCGUGUCAUCCUGGACCUGAAGGACUCCUGAGCAGCCACCAUCGUCCUGCCCUCCAGAAUAAGGGACCUUCCCUUCAGACCCAGCCCACCCCAGCUCCAGAUUUGGUCAGUGGCCCCAACAGAGUCAGGGGGCCCUAGUCUUCUCCCCUCGCUUGGUCUGGGGACCACAAUUGCCCCCCUCUCCAGGCCCCCCACCGCGAGCCACAGUCUCCCCCAUACUUGCCCUUAUGAAUCCACUUGGGACACCCUCCGUAUUCCUCCCUGCAACAUACUCAGUGAGAGACCCUGGACAGCACUGGGGCUGGGUGGGAGUCUGAGGGUAGGCCUGAGAGAUGAAAUGGCCUGCUUUGUGGCCCCUUCUGAGACCCUGGCCUUGGCCCUGUGCUCUAACAGCAAGAGCAGAGAGUGGUUGAGCCGCAGGUGCGAGGGCCUGUCUGGUCCAGCUAUUGGGCUCCAAGGGCAGUGUUUUCAACAACCGCUGGCCUGUCUGAAGUGGGACUCUGGAUCCUAGAGAACAGGCACAAGCUCCACAGGGGAGAAGGAAGACCCAAAGCCCCAACUUUUCUCCCCCAUCUCACCACCGG